UCCUCGCCCCAGCUCUCCUUUCCAUGCGUCGACGCCGCAAUCCCCGUCGUCCCGGCUCUCCUCGCCUCCAGAUCUUGCCCGCGGCCGUAAUCGCCGCCGCCCCGCUCUCCUCACCCCCAGAUCGCGCGCCUCCACUAUCGCUGUAUACCACGCUGCUGCAGCAGCAGGCGAGCAAGAGCCUCGCGUCCGUUUCUGACCUUGGUGAAGCAUGCCCCCGCCCGUCCUCGCCCCACACUCCUCUCUCCCUGCAAUCCCUGCUCUCUCUCGCCCCGGAUCGCCGCAAUCCCUCUGAUCCGCGUUCGCAAUCCCUGCUCUCCUCCGCCCGGAUCGCGCGCCCCCGCCUUCAUACGCACCCGCACAACCCCCUGCAAGCCCUGUGCGGUCCCCUUCAAGCCCCGCGUGUCCCACCUGCACGCGCACCGGCGCCGCCCCCGCCUGGACGCGACCCGCGCCCUCGCCUGACCCCUACUCGUGCCGUCGCUCGACCCCUGACGUGCGUGCAGGCGGGGGCUAUGUGGAUCACCUUCCAAACUCGGAGCAGGCGCGACACACGGCGACCUUCCAUGGUUGGUCGCCCCCUUCCAUGGAAGGCGAGAUCAGCGACCAUGGUAUACGCGUCCCAUUCCAUACUUAGCGGCCAUGGCAUGCACCGCGCCCCAUUCCUUCCGUGCCCCUGCCCCCGUCCUCUCCGGUGCGACCACCCCUGUCCCACAGCCCUCGGCAUCCAUGCCCACCUUCCAUCUGCGUCCACAAACGAGCCCGUGACCCUGCCUCUGUUCUCAUCGCAUCCUUGGCGCCCCAGCGUGUUCCCCAUCCCGCAGCCGUAGCCCCCGCCCCCACCGUGCGCGAAUGCCGGGCUAAAGGCGGGGGAGGUGAUGGUGGAGCACCUGGUCCACGUGGUCUGCCGGUGCUGGGCAGCGGAGACCGGCUCGAGGCCGGGCGUACUUACCUCAUCGUACCCGUCGACCGCCUCCCCUGCGGCGAGAUGGGCGGGGUCAUCACCGCGACGUCUCGUGCAGUAGGGACGACAGCGGGGAGAUGUCAAGAGGGGUUACCUCAAGACGGACGAGGAGUUCCCCAAGAGGGACGAGAGCAGGGGCACGUGCUGCGUCGUAGCCCUUCUCCGAAAGGGUGGACUGAUCGUCUCCAACGCUGGAGACUGUCAUGCGGUGCUCAGCCGAGCAGGGAAGGCAGAGGUGCUCACCUCUGACCAUCGGACCUCCCAGGAGGAUGAGAAGCAUAGAAUUGAGAAUUUGGUAUGCCCAGGAUGUCGUAUCCCUCCUCCUUUCUUUUGCAAACUCUGCUAAUGCAAUUGAACAAUGCACCGUAGCUGGAUCGGCUAGAUGAUUGAGCAAUUAAUUAACAAUCGAGAAUACAUGAACUAUACAUUGUUGUGCAAUCUCGCUUAUGUGCAAUCUCGCUUAGUACAUGCCAUCAAGAGAGAUAGGAAAGUUUUUUAUAAAGGUCUGUCUUUAUCUGAGAUUCUUAGUUUCUCAAACUCUAUUGUAUAUCUAUUUCUAAUUAUGUGUGCUCUUCCUUAUCCCUGGUCUCCUUGAUGCAAAAGGGGAUAUUGAUUUUGUGGGUGGUUUCUUUCAUUAGA
Zea mays is the source of this 1600-nucleotide messenger RNA. RefSeq lists its product as uncharacterized. The record is from RefSeq and is a predicted model, not a curated record. The transcript has a single exon. The coding region runs from base 24 to 827 and encodes 267 amino acids. Lineage: Eukaryota; Viridiplantae; Streptophyta; Magnoliopsida; Poales; Poaceae.